UGUGGCCCUGGUGUGGUUGCCAUUGCUCGCCUGUGUCUCCCUGUGCACGGGGCCAGGCCAUCGGAGUGCCUGGUCCUUCCCCACUGGACGUGUCGCUCCGAUCAGCCCCUCCCUGCCCCUCGAGUGGCCCAGGCAGGCAGGGAACUGGCUAACAGGCCUCUAGGGAGGUUUCAUGGCAGUCUCUGGGAAGUCUCUGGGGCUCCCAGGGGACAGAGAGGGAGGGUGGCAGGGACUCAGGCUCAAACCAGUGCAGCCAGCAAGGCGCCACCGCUCACACUGCUUCUGUGUGUCACAGAUGAGGACGUGUGUGUGUUCAAGUGUUCGGUGUCCCGAGAGACGGAGUGUAGCCGCGUGGGCAAGCAGUCCUUCAUCAUCACGCUGGGGUGCAACAGCGUCCUCAUCCAGUUCGCCACCCCCAACGAUUUCUGCUCCUUCUACAACAUCCUGAAGACGUGCCGGGGCCACACCCUGGAGCGGUCGGUGUUCAGUGAGCGCACGGAAGAGUCCUCAGCUGUGCAGUACUUCCAGUUUUAUGGCUACCUGUCCCAGCAGCAGAACAUGAUGCAGGACUACGUGCGGACGGGGACCUACCAGCGAGCCAUCCUGCAGAACCACACCGACUUCAAGGACAAGAUUGUGCUCGAUGUCGGCUGUGGCUCCGGGAUCCUGUCAUUUUUCGCCGCCCAAGCUGGAGCCAGGAAAAUCUAUGCAGUGGAGGCCAGCACCAUGGCCCAGCAUGCCGAGGUCCUAGUGAAGAGCAACAACCUGAUGGACCGCAUCGUGGUCAUCCCUGGCAAGGUGGAGGAGGUCUCGCUCCCCGAGCAGGUGGACAUUAUCAUCUCGGAGCCCAUGGGCUACAUGCUCUUCAACGAGCGCAUGCUCGAGAGCUACCUCCACGCCAAGAAGUACCUGAAGCCCAGCGGAAACAUGUUCCCCACCAUUGGUGACGUCCACCUGGCACCCUUCACGGAUGAACAGCUCUACAUGGAGCAGUUCACCAAGGCCAACUUCUGGUACCAGCCAUCCUUCCACGGGGUAGACCUGUCGGCUCUUCGGGGCGCCGCUGUGGACGAGUAUUUCCGGCAGCCUGUGGUGGACACAUUUGACAUCCGGAUCCUGAUGGCCAAGUCUGUCAAGUAUACAGUGAACUUCUUAGAAGCCAAAGAAGGAGAUUUGCACAGGAUAGAAAUCCCAUUCAAAUUCCACAUGCUGCACUCGGGGCUGGUCCACGGCCUGGCUUUCUGGUUCGACGUCGCUUUCAUUGGCUCCAUAAUGACCGUGUGGCUGUCCACGGCCCCGACGGAGCCCCUGACCCACUGGUACCAGGUCCGGUGUCUCUUCCAGUCACCACUCUUCGCCAAGGCCGGGGACACGCUCUCAGGGACAUGUCUGCUCAUUGCCAACAAGAGGCAGAGCUACGACAUCAGUAUUGUGGCCCAGGUGGACCAGACAGGCUCCAAGUCCAGUAACCUGCUGGACCUGAAGAACCCCUUCUUCAGGUACACGGGCACGACCCCCUCGCCCCCACCCGGCUCACACUACACGUCACCCUCGGAGAACAUGUGGAACACGGGCAGCACCUACAACCUCAGCAGCGGCAUGGCCGUGGCCGGGAUGCCCACGGCCUACGACCUGAGCAGUGUUAUUGCCGGUGGCUCCAGCGUGGGCCACAACAACCUGAUUCCUUUAGCCAACACAGGGAUUGUCAAUCACACCCACUCGCGGAUGGGCUCCAUAAUGAGCACAGGGAUUGUCCAAGGCUCCUCGGGCGCCCAGGGUGGCGGCGGCGCCGGCGGCUCCAGCGCCCACUACGCGGCCAACAGCCAGUUCACCAUGGGCGGCCCGGCCAUCUCCAUGGCAUCGCCCAUGUCCAUCCCGACCAACACCAUGCACUACGGGAGCUAGGCGCCGCCCGGCCGGACCCCAGCGCCAGGAAACCAAAUGAAGCCCGCGCCUGGGACGCCGAGCCUCGACCCCCGCCGGGCGCUCAGCUACGGGACCGGACACUUCUAACAGGACGUCGCCGCUGCCCCACCCGCCCCGGCCGCCGCCACAGUUCACCGAGAUCCUGGGGAGCCCGGAUCCUGCGGGAGCCCCCUGCCCUGGCUCUGCCCUCGGCGGGGCGGGGCGGGGCGGGAGCCGAUCACCAGCCCCGCCCUCCCCUCCGCAGGGCGCAGGCGCAGCCGGCCGGGCAGGACCUCAACUACCAGGCCACCACGGUCACCCAGGGCGUGACAUGCUGCUUUUUUUAAUUUUAUUUUUUUACGAAAAGAACCAGUGUCAAUCCACAGACCCUCGGAGAAACCCGGCCGGCCGGGCGCAGCCAGCGGCCCUCCCGGCCCCAGGCCCCGUGGUGGGCGAGGGCGGCCCGCCCCACCCGAGGGUCACCUCACACUUGAAUGUACACCGACCGCGGCUGCCUGCAGGCCUCCGUCCUCGCCUCUGCUGCUGUCCUGCCCGCGCCCUGCCGCCCCCGCCCCCGCCCCGCGCCGCGGCACCGGGAGGUGUCCCGCGUAGCUGACUGACCAGGCCUGUGUGCUCCCUCCGGACGCGGACGCAGACGCCGGCCCCACUACCGCCAAGGCACCCCGGCCCUCCCCAGCUGGGGGUCGGCCUCGCAGGGACCUCUCCCUCCCAAAAAAGGAAAGAAAAUAAACGAACGAGGAAACGUGUCUCGGACAGGCAGUCUUCUUCCCCCUCCUGUUUCUAGCACCCUGAUCUCUCAAGUGUGGCUCAGCCCAAGCCCAGGCCCAGGCCCGCUGCGUGUGCCCCAGGCACGGCUGGGGCCCCUGGCGCACCCCCACCCCGCUGCGGGGUCCUGUCGGGCCCGGGCCCUGCCCUGUGGCUGUGUCAUGCGAGCUGCCCUGGAAGCUCCCUGCUCGGCUGCCCUCCCUGCCUUUAUAUAAAUUCUCUGGAUCACCUUUGCAUAGAAAAUAAAAGUGUUUGCUUUGUAA
Messenger RNA from Chinchilla lanigera (long-tailed chinchilla), 2954 nucleotides. RefSeq names its product coactivator-associated arginine methyltransferase 1 (gene Carm1). Gene Ontology annotation, molecular function: protein-arginine N-methyltransferase activity. The annotation marks the transcript as partial. The transcript is spliced from 15 exons. The record is from RefSeq and is a predicted model, not a curated record. Gene Ontology annotation, biological process: peptidyl-arginine methylation. Lineage: Eukaryota; Metazoa; Chordata; Mammalia; Rodentia; Chinchillidae.